CCGGACAAGUGGCCCAACUGGAAACGGAAAAGCCAGAGCUGCAGAGAGAGUUGGUGGCAUUGCAAAAUGAAAGCAGUGAACAUCACAGCACAACACAGCGAGCAGUCACCAGAAUUUGUCGCAAAGAAACAGCAAGAAAUGGCCAACGUCAUCCGGCAGAAGAACAGACAUAUCUCACAACUUCUAAAUGAUGUUGAAGUAGAAGGAAACUCUUUCAACUAGACUAACCGACAGUUGAGAAACAGAACAUGAUGCUACGUGAGAGGUUGUCAGACCUGCGAGAUGAACUGACUGAAGCCACGAAACACGUCACUGAGAUGACAGGUGAACUCACAGGCAUGAAACACAUGUCAGGAGCAAGAAGAGAAGAUGCGUAUGGUGGAGGAACAAAAUGUAGUGCUACGAUCCCAGGUGCAGGAGCUUGUGGAACAGAAGUUGCGACGUGACGGUCAGUUGGAUGACUUCAGAGAAGCUCUGGAUUCUCGUGUUGAGAACGCCAAAGUUGAGGAACUGCAAGCAAGACUAUCCCACCAUGCAGCUCAAGCACCUAACAUUCAGAUCAACACUGAGCAGAGUCGUGUGGCACUUCUUACUCAGGCUCAAUUUGCCCACUGGAAUCAAUCUCAAUGGUGUUGUAAAGUUGAAGACACAGUUACAGCAAGCUGAAGCGAAGGUCCAUCAGUUGGAAAGCAAACUCAAGGAUGCUGAAGAAGAUGCCCACAUUAAAGUACAAGAGGCAACGGAAAUGAUCAUCCAGCUGAGGGAGUAUGAGUCUGGGGAGUACGGUUUGGCUGAGGCCAUGAGCGAAAUCAAGGAACUGAGACAACAACGUCACAUUCAAGACAGACAGAUAGAGCAGCUGGUGCAGGCAUCAAACAAACUGCAAGCAGAGGUCAGCCAAUUGGAAGAACAGAAUAUGACUCUGAGGGAGCAGCUUGGCUUGCCUGCAGAGGUACCUGUGUGUGUGGAUGGAAUCACUGCACAGAGGAAAAAGGAGCGGCUACUGAUGAAAGUGCUGCAGCAACAGGCGGAGCGGUUUGAAGAAGAGAAACUGCAGCUUAAACUUGAGAACCGAGAACUGAACCAGCGACUCAGCAGGAUCAGCCUACAAAUGCAGUCCCUAUGGCUGCAGCCUGACACAGGCAUGGCAAGCGAAGCCAUCCUGAUGUCAUCUGUCGAGAAGUUCAGCCAGGGUACAGAGAUGGUGACCCUUGUGCCCUCAACAGCGGACAGGGCCUGAGGAUCGAGGAGGCAGAUGGGAUGCAGCUGGAGACAGAGAAACCGAGGCUCCACGAGCUAGAGAACAAGCUCCAAAAGGUGACAACCGAGAAUGAAGCCUUAAGGAAAGGCAUGCAUGAGAUCCUGGACAGCAUUCACAACCAAGAUGGUUCAAGCAGUGUGCAGGUGGAGUCCAACACUCUGGAGAGACUGCUUGAAGCACUGGACUCGAGACAUCUGAGCGGGUGGUACCAUCCAGCCAUGAGACUACAGGCGCAGCUGCAGUCUGUGGAGGGGAGCAACACUGUGUUGCGAGAACAGCUACGGACCACUCGACUGGAAGGAACCAAGACUUCACAACAGCUGCAGAAAGCACUUCUGAGAGUGGAGCAGCUGGAGACCAGUUUGCCAACAGUGCAAGAAGGAAGGGUGGGUCAGAGGGCCCAGGUUUGUGAUGAGAUGCACUUCCCUCCAGACUUGCCUCUUUCCAGUGCAGAAAUUAUUUCAAAACUCAACAUGCAUCUCCUGCAUGUUUUGGAUGUAGGUAUAUCAUCUCCAGGAAGAUCCAAAAUUUCUGAGCACUAUACGAGGUCUGACAAUAAAGUUCGCGAACUCGCAACUGUGUGCUUGCCUUGGCAGCAGUGAACAGAAAUCUCAGUAGUUUUGAUGACAUUGGCAUAUCAGCAUCAACCAGAUUUUCAAAAGGAAAGACGACAGGCUGAUAGGACGAUAUAAUCAAGUUUCCCGGGCUUUGAAAUAAACAUCACCUUAACCUGCCUCCAGGCUGUGGGGAUGAAACCAUAUGCCAAGCAGGCUCUAUAUGUGCGACAUAGGUGUGGAACUCAAAGUUCUGCCCCAUGUUGCAAAAUUUCUGGUACAGUUCCACCCGUUCCCACUGAUUUAAAUGGUCUAAAAGUGUUUAGCGCCCAUCUUAUUUUUGAUUGAUUAAUUAUGACUUUGGCCAGGUUCCAGUCUACCCUGUUCAUCUUGCUUUGGCAAGUGUCCAGGUUCUGCUGACCCUGUCCAUCGUCCAAUUUGUCAAUCAGUUUUGAACCAGGAAAAUGAACCCUGAAUAAUUCGUUCAGUGUCUCCCUUCCUGUUUGAGUAUACUGUCCGUUAAGCAGCUUAAUUGUGCUGACCUUA
This is a messenger RNA of Cryptotermes secundus, 2361 nucleotides long. RefSeq names its product centrosomal protein of 290 kDa. NCBI's taxonomy places the organism in Eukaryota, Metazoa, Arthropoda, Insecta, Blattodea, Kalotermitidae. The transcript has 9 exons. The coding region runs from base 458 to 1240 and encodes 260 amino acids. The record is from RefSeq and is a predicted model, not a curated record.